Messenger RNA from Salarias fasciatus (jewelled blenny), 1138 nucleotides. RefSeq lists its product as uncharacterized. The coding region runs from base 104 to 856 and encodes 250 amino acids. Gene Ontology annotation, biological process: nuclear protein quality control by the ubiquitin-proteasome system; proteasome localization. NCBI's taxonomy places the organism in Eukaryota, Metazoa, Chordata, Actinopteri, Blenniiformes, Blenniidae. The transcript is spliced from 5 exons. Gene Ontology annotation, cellular component: nucleus; nuclear membrane. The record is from RefSeq and is a predicted model, not a curated record. Gene Ontology annotation, molecular function: proteasome binding.
UUUUUUUUUCUUUUUUAAAGACCCUGAGUGUCGUUUCCCUCCGGUGGGGUUUAAACUCCCGCUAAAGGCUAGCAGCAGCUCAUUAUCUCAACUUUUUAACUGAAUGAUGGCGGCUGUUUGCCAGCAGAGACGGGUCCUGGUGGAAAUCCCUGCACCGCAGGCCAAAAUACCAGGCCGCAUCAGGAGGUCUUAUUCAGAGGCGCUGAGUCCCGGUUUGGUUCCAUCUCCCCUCUUCAGAGGAAGACACUCCAAACGAGCCCAGUCGCUGGAUCUGUCCAUCGGGGGGAUGGACGAGAAGACCCCGCUGUCCACGCAGCAGCUCGUGCAGCUCAUCAGAUCUCUCAUCAUGGUGGAACAGAGUAAAGAGUCUCGGGUGGCGGCGCCGGACCUGAGGAGCCUCCAGGAGGACCUGCAGCAGAAGAAGGCCAACGUGUACCGCUCCAUCCCGUACUCGCGCUUCGGCUCCAACCGCGACGCGCACUGCUACCGGAAGGCGUACCCGCACCUGCUGGCCUUCAAGGUGUCGUGCCAGGAGUGGGGUCAGGUGUUGCUGAGGAGCCAGGACUGGGACGGGGCGCUGGAGCACGCCCUGAUGGCCUGGCGCUACACCAGCCAGCUGCCGCAGUGGGACACGGCGGGCCACAACGCCCUGCGGGAGCAGUGCUACCGCGUCCUGGCCGCGCACGCGCUCGCCGCCCUGCAGCACCACCGGCCGGACGCCAGCAGGGGGCGCGAGCUGCUCAGGAGGUUGUCGACGGCUCGGCUCCACAGCCAGUCCAUCGUCCCGUGCAUCAAGGAGCUGCAGAGGAUGAUGCAGCGAGCCGACGACUCGUCCACUGACGAAGAGACGAUUUGAUCACUAAAAAUAGAGGAUAAAAUCAGCUGACAUGCCAAAAUGCUGACGGACGAGCAGCUCCAGAAAGAGUUUAGGCGUCGGUGGUUCGGAGGAAUCUGUUGCUUUUGAAAUAUGAUGAAAUGUUUUUGUGAGCGACUUUUGGUACGGAACUUGGACACUCGUAUGACUGAAUGAGAUGUUUUAGGACGUCCGGUAUGUAAAAAAAAGUGUUUAUCUGUAUAUAUGUGGAUGUUUGUCUUUUGAAAUACUUGAAAAUGUGGCCUUUUUGUCUUUUUGUCUUGU